GUCUGACGUACUGUAAAAUGUCUGUGCAAAAUUUGAUGUAAAAAUGAAAAUUUAGUAUUUACACACCGCGCCACCAGGACUUGCCCCUAUAAGACCACACACAUUGGGAGGAGCCGAUUGGCAUGGCCCAUCGCCAGCAGCUUCCCGUCAUUUCAGAGUCAACGGCUUGUCGCUUGUUCAACACUGUUCUGGGCGACAGGAGGACGUCAACGACGGCGACGGCACCCGAGAUGGCUGCCACCGAACCUGGUUCCAGCAGCCAGGUCGCUUAUGAUUCUGCGGCAAAUGGUGUCAUAGACAGUGAUCCGUCUCCCCUGCCGACGAGCGUUCCAACGUUUGGAGCGCACUCGCAAUUGCAGGAGAGCGUUCACUCAGCCAACGAGAACGGAAAUUCAUGCCGCAUCUGCCGCUGGAACCGAAGUGAUAUGGAGAUCAUCAACUGUCCGUGCAAGUGCAAGGGCAGUGUGGGCUACAUACACCUGAAGUGCCUGCGGCGAUGGAUCGUCCACCGCCAUGACAAUCGCUGCGAGAUCUGCAAUGCUGUCUUCGAUCUAUCCGAGGAGCGGAUGAGCGUUAAGAAGAUGAUGCGCACCUUCUGGUGUGGCCGCUGUUGUGGUCUCAUUGUGAAGCACGUGAUGUUCAGUUUCUCGCUGAUGCCGCUGGGACACAUCAUCUUGCAGCAGGUGCUGCAGUGCAUGGAGACCUUGAACCAGGGCAGCGCCGAACAGCUCACCGUCCAGGAGGUAUUCAUCGCCUCCUGUGCCCUGCUGACCUCCAGCGCUCUCUUCUUCCAUUUCUUCGAGUUCGUGACGACGCGCUGCCUGCUCAUUCGCAACAUACUGCGCCACUGGUGGAUGUUCGGUAGCACCAGCGACUAUUCCAUUUUCGAAAUCGAGGACGAUGUCGUAGAGCUGUUUUAAGGAUAACAAUGGAACAAGGAAACUCAAAAUUUAAUAGCUUUUAUUGCACACACUCAAUCCAAUAGUUUGGGUAUUAAAUAUUUGGUAAAAUUCAGUA
Molecule: messenger RNA, 1017 nt
Organism: Drosophila persimilis
Lineage: Eukaryota; Metazoa; Arthropoda; Insecta; Diptera; Drosophilidae
Exons: 3
Coding region: 123-920 (265 amino acids)
Biological process (GO): protein ubiquitination
Molecular function (GO): ubiquitin-protein transferase activity; zinc ion binding
Source: RefSeq, a predicted model, not a curated record